Rattus norvegicus (Norway rat) is the source of this 1349-nucleotide messenger RNA. It is a transcript of the gene Cwc15, whose product is annotated as CWC15 spliceosome-associated protein. Gene Ontology annotation, biological process: mRNA splicing, via spliceosome. The record is from RefSeq and is marked provisional. The transcript is spliced from 7 exons. The coding region runs from base 126 to 815 and encodes 229 amino acids. Gene Ontology annotation, cellular component: nucleus; spliceosomal complex. NCBI's taxonomy places the organism in Eukaryota, Metazoa, Chordata, Mammalia, Rodentia, Muridae.
CAGGUGUAGAGACUGGAAGUUCUGCAUUUUGCUUCCGGUUUUGCGCAGAGAUUUCUGGGAGUUAAGGGUCGCAAUGGUUCGUGAGUGAGCUUCUGAAGGCACUGCGUCGAACCCCCGCCACAAAGAUGACAACAGCAGCCAGGCCAACUUUUGAACCUGCAAGAGGUGGGAGAGGAAAAGGAGAAGGUGAUUUGAGCCAGCUCUCCAAGCAGUAUUCAAGCAGAGACCUUCCCUCUCAUACAAAGAUAAAGUACAGACAAACCACACAGGAUGCCCCUGAAGAGGUUCGCAACCGUGACUUCAGGAGAGAGUUGGAAGAGAGGGAGAGAGCUGCUGCAAGGGAGAAAAAUAGGGACCGUCCAACCCGAGAACACACAACUUCCUCUUCGGUGUCCAAGAAGCCCCGCUUAGACCAGAUUCCUGCUGCCAACCUUGAUGCUGACGAUCCUCUCACAGAUGAGGAAGAUGAGGAUUUUGAAGAGGAAAGCGAUGACGAUGACACUGCAGCUCUUCUUGCAGAGCUAGAAAAGAUCAAGAAGGAGAGAGCUGAAGAGCAGGCCAGAAAGGAGCAAGAACAAAAAGCAGAGGAAGAGAGAAUUCGCAUGGAAAACAUUCUGAGUGGAAACCCUCUCCUGAAUCUCACGGGCCCGUCCCAGCCUCAGGCCAACUUCAAGGUUAAAAGAAGGUGGGACGAUGAUGUUGUUUUUAAGAACUGUGCAAAGGGUAUAGAUGAUCAAAAGAAAGACAAAAGAUUUGUAAACGAUACGCUGCGAUCUGAAUUUCACAAAAAGUUCAUGGAGAAAUAUAUCAAGUAGUACAGUUUUAUGUGCUUAAUUAAAGACUAAAGUGUCCAGGAUCCAUUUGAUGUUUGGUUUUGUUCUUUCCCAGCUCUGACUUUCUCAAUCCCUUCCCUAAGUGUCGUACUUUACUGGAUAAUGGGUUUAGAAAUGGGUUGAGGGCUGGAGAGAUGGCUUAGCGGUUAAGAGCACCCGACUGCUCUUCCAGAGGUCAUGAGUUCAAUUCCCAGCAACCACAUGGUGGCUCACAACCAUCUGUAAAGAGAUCCGAUGCCCUCUUCUGGUGUAUCUGAAGACAGCUACAGUGUACUCAUAUAUAAUAAAUAAUAAAUCUUUAAAAAAAAAAAAGAAAGAAAUGGGUUGAACCAGGCCUUAGUUUCUUUUUAAUAUGGGGAAAGGGGAAAUCUGCUUGUGAUAAAUAUUUUUAACCUAAAUCAUUGUCCCCAACUUUUUGCUAUAAUUUAUACAGCUUAUAAAAAGUUGCAUAACUCUUUUCAAAAUGAAAAUUAUCUUUGUGUGCUGUGUUUUUAAUACAUUAAGUUUUCUCCUUUA